Helianthus annuus (common sunflower) is the source of this 580-nucleotide messenger RNA. Its product is annotated as histone H3.2. The coding region runs from base 66 to 476 and encodes 136 amino acids. Lineage: Eukaryota; Viridiplantae; Streptophyta; Magnoliopsida; Asterales; Asteraceae. Gene Ontology annotation, molecular function: DNA binding; structural constituent of chromatin; protein heterodimerization activity. Gene Ontology annotation, cellular component: nucleosome. The record is from RefSeq and is a predicted model, not a curated record. The transcript has a single exon.
AAACCCUAAAUCACACACCUCACAACACACAAUCUUCGUUUACAUUCAUCAUCUUCAUCACUCAAAUGGCCCGUACCAAGCAAACCGCAAGGAAAUCCACCGGAGGAAAGGCUCCGCGAAAGCAGUUAGCCACCAAAGCUGCACGAAAGUCAGCUCCGGCAACUGGAGGAGUGAAGAAACCGCACAGAUUCAGGCCAGGAACGGUGGCGUUGAGGGAGAUCAGGAAGUACCAGAAGAGCACUGAGCUUUUGAUCCGGAAGCUUCCGUUUCAGAGGCUUGUGAGAGAAAUUGCUCAGGAUUUUAAGACUGAUUUGAGGUUUCAAAGCUCUGCUGUUGCUGCUCUUCAGGAAGCUUCUGAGGCUUAUCUUGUUGGACUGUUUGAGGAUACAAAUCUGUGUGCGAUUCAUGCAAAGAGAGUUACGAUUAUGCCAAAGGAUAUGCAGCUUGCUAGGAGGAUUCGUGGUGAGAGGGCUUAGGGUUAGGGUUAGUGUUUGAUUGUUAGUAUCUAGAUCUGGUUUACUUUGGUGUAUUGUUAAUGUCUCAUUAUCUUUAAUGAAAAUUUGAGUUUACAUUUGAUUGA